Molecule: messenger RNA, 2046 nt
Organism: Ostreobium quekettii
Lineage: Eukaryota; Viridiplantae; Chlorophyta; Ulvophyceae; Bryopsidales; Ostreobiaceae
Source: the annotation of a GenBank genome assembly
AUGGCCCCUCCGCCUGGAGCCUCUCUGGGGCCGCCGCCGACGGCGAUAAUGGGCCCGAAAGGGGCAGUUCCACUGACUUCUAUCAACAUUUCGAGAUGCGUGGGUAUGGGGCGGAGCGGAUGCAUACAACGGAGGCGCCGUUGCGGGCAUGUGCGAAUUGCUGCGAAGAUCGCUGAGGACCGGCAGGAGGUUGGCGGGAGCGGGACUGCUGAAGCCAGGGGAUCUUCUGAGGCUGCAGUGUCCAGAGAUGUGCAGGAUUGGGUUGAUCGCUUUGGGAAUGCGCCCCGCAAAGGAUGCGACAUUCUUGUUCAGGCACUGGAGCGAGAGGGUGUGAGCACUGUGUUUGCUUACCCUGGUGGUGCAUCCAUGGAGAUCCACCAGGCCUUGACUCGAUCUGGGAGUAUGAGGAACAUUCUCUGCAGGCAUGAACAGGGGGAGAUUUUUGCUGCUGAGGGAUAUGCAAAGGUUACAGGCACUGUAGGUGUCUGCAUAGCAACAUCUGGGCCUGGAGCUACCAACCUGGCCACAGGACUUGCAGAUGCCCUCCUUGAUAGCAUGCCGGUAGUUGCCAUUACAGGGCAGGUGCCCCGACGGUUCAUUGGGUCGGAUGCAUUUCAGGAGACACCCAUAGUGGAGGUGUCCCGGCAGAUCACAAAGCACAAUUAUCUGGUCAUGGACGUCAACGACAUACCACGGAUCGUCAAGGAGGCCUUCUACUUGGCUAGGACAGGCCGACCUGGCCCUGUCCUCAUUGACAUCCCCAAAGAUGUACAGCAGUCAUUGGCUGUCCCAGACUGGGAUGUGCCAAUGUCCCUCACAGGCUACAUGAGGCGCCUACCACAACCACCCAAGCCCAUUGAUGUCAAGAAGAUAUUGAGAGCUAUCCAUGAAGCCAAGAAGCCAGUGAUAUACUGUGGUGGAGGAACACUUGAUUGCUCCGCAGAGCUGAAGCGCCUUGCUCAAAGGGCUGGGAUACCUGUGGCACAGACCCUGAUGGGCCUUGGGGCGUUUCCUGAGACUGACACUUUGUCCCUGAGGAUGCUUGGGAUGCAUGGCACUGUUUAUGCAAACUAUGCAGUUGACCAAGCUGACCUCCUGCUGGCUUUUGGUGUUCGUUUUGAUGACCGUGUCACUGGCAAGCUGGAGGCAUUUGCUUCCCAUGCUCGCAUCGUGCACGUGGAUAUUGACCCAGCCGAAAUCCACAAGAACAAGUCUGCACAUAUUCCAGUGUGUGCAGAUGCCGGCGAGACCCUUAAGAUGUUGAACUUGAUGCUAGACUCAGAUCCAGUGAACCCAGACAGAUUCAGCCAGUGGAGAGCAGAGGUUGAAGCCAAAAGAGAAGAGUUCCCGUUGUCACAUCCUGACAGAGAUGAUGUUAUCAUUCCCCAAUGGGCUAUCAAGGUCCUCCACGAAGAGACAAAAGGAGACGCAAUAGUCACAACUGGUGUUGGCCAGCACCAGAUGUGGGCAGCACAGUGGUACCCAUUCGAAGAGCCACGACGAUUCGUCACCUCUGGCGGCCUGGGGUCGAUGGGCUUUGGCUUGCCGUCUGCUCUGGGGGCAGCCUGCCCUUUCGAUGGCAAGGAUGGUCGACCUAAGAAAGUGGUUGUUGACAUCGAUGGAGAUGGUUCAUUUCUGAUGAACGUGCAGGAGCUUGCGACUGUCUUUGUGGAGAAUUUGGAUGUGAAAGUUUUCAUUCUCAACAAUCAGCAUCUGGGCAUGGUGGUGCAGUGGGAAGACCGCUUUUAUAAGGCCAAUCGUGCACACACAUACCUCGGCAAGAAGGAUGCUGCGUACCAUGAGACGGGUGAGCUGGAAGACAUAUAUCCUGACUUUGUAAAGAUGGCUGAUUCGUUUGGCGUGCCUUCCCAACGUGUCAUACGCCCAGAGGAGCUCAGGCCUGCAAUUCGGAAGAUGCUGGACACGCCAGGUCCUUACGUUUUGGACGUGAUGGUUCCUCACAUCGAGCACGUGCUGCCCAUGAUUCCCGGGGGAGCGUCCUUCAAGGAAAUUAUCACCGAAGGGGAUGGGACGACUGAAUACUGA